CCCACCAGGGCCGCCCCGUACCCGCUAAGUGCAAAGCUGGCGGCCGCCGCGGAGCAGAGGGCGCGAGAGCGGCCCGUCCCGCGGGAGAUCGCGGGGGCCGGCCGCUGCGAGCGUCGGCGAGUGCCUGGGGGCCCCGGCGGCGUCCGGAGGAGCGGGCGGGGCCGGAGGGCGUUUCCCGCGCGCGGGGCGGACGCGCCGCGGUUCUCACUCAGGUCCGUCCGCAGGGGGCGUAUUUGAGCGGCCGCGGCUCGGGCAGGGGCGGCGGCAGAAGCUUGUCCUCCGGGCGUUGCGGUCAUGUCUGGCCGGGGCAAGGGCGGGAAGGGGUUGGGCAAGGGCGGCGCGAAGCGGCACCGCAAGGUGUUGCGAGACAACAUCCAGGGCAUCACCAAGCCGGCGAUCAGGCGCCUGGCCCGGCGCGGCGGCGUGAAGCGCAUCUCGGGUCUCAUCUACGAGGAGACCCGCGGGGUGCUGAAGGUGUUCCUGGAGAACGUGAUCCGCGACGCCGUCACCUACACGGAGCACGCCAAGCGCAAGACGGUCACGGCCAUGGACGUGGUGUACGCGCUCAAGCGCCAGGGCCGUACCCUCUACGGCUUCGGGGGCUGAGCCGCCGUCGCUGCAGACGUGGCUCACCCCAAAGGCCCUUCUCAGGGCCACCACGGAGUCCCGGAAGAGCUGUGUCACGGGCUGCCCUUGUCGGGCUCCGGGGGAGGCGGCUGUGGGCAGCGUGUUCCCCCUAACCUCCCGUGAGCGGCGAACGCCGUCUUUGCCGGUGACCCUCUCGGUCCCGGACACCGGCAACACUGCCCAAGGUCCUCCCAGAUGAGCUGGAGACGGGAAAGGUCCUAUGUGAAGGACAUAGAUGCCAGGUUUUUCAAGAGCCCGGGACUCGGGUGUCUGCGGAAGGGACCCACUUGGGAGCACCCGGCAGGGCGGAGGUUGGUCCCCAAGUGUCCCUCCAAGAAGGGUGUCACGGAACCUCAGGGUGUCUGCUGUGUACUUCCCCUCUACGACACACAGAAGACCAGUUUCUACCAUGCCGUUUUUCUCUACACACGGGGGCACUGAUUUCCAUUCUGCGCAAAGAGCAACAUCCUUUCUCAUCGGACCCUGGCGCUGCGAAGGCAAAGCGCCCCCCUCCCAGCCCCCGCUUGAAGCCACGCUUGAAACAGUGGUUCGCCCGAAAGAGAGGGGAGGGGGACAGAGGGUGCAGGGCAGGGGACACCACCGCCCUUGCAACUACCCCCCCCCAAAGUCACAACUUACUCUUCUCUGAGAACACCCUUCGUCCUGAGUGGGGAGCCCUCCGCUCGGGGCCCACACGGGAAUGCCCGCCCCGCUCCGAAAUCGCAACUUCCCGCUUCGGGGAACAUGUGGGUACCGGCAUCCCCAGCCAGGCACUGCCCACGGGUCCGGGACGGGUCCUGGACGGGCCACCCGCAGCCACCAGGGAAGCGGGCGGGCGACCGGAAACCCGCGCAGUCCCCUCAGCCGCUUCCGAGACACGCGAGGCUGAGCCCCGGAGCUGUGUUCCCGCUGCCGCCGAGUACCCCAGGAUCUUGGAAUAACUCGGCUCGCUCGCUCCUAUCAAGCCUGCCCUUCCUGCCGUCGGUGGACGAUGACAGCCCCGGUUAAGCGCCAGCCACCGAGACCUGUUCCUCCGUGACGCUAUGUCCGGAGGGCAGCGAAGCCGAAGCAAAAGGCAAAGGCGGGAAUGGGCGGAAAUGCGCAAACAAAAGGGUGGGGCGGGAAAGGGCCCUACCUAGCCCCAUUCCUGCCGCACUCGUCUGUCGACCCGGAGGCCCAGUGUUCUGCCCAGCCCGCCCGAGUCCUCACGGCAAACAGCGGCACAGCUCCUCCGAGUGCGUGGGGAGGUGGCUCUGAAAAGAGCCUUUGGGUUCGGUGCGAUGGAAAACCUUGG
Messenger RNA from Sorex araneus (European shrew), 1921 nucleotides. Its product is annotated as histone H4. The transcript has a single exon. Gene Ontology annotation, molecular function: protein heterodimerization activity; structural constituent of chromatin; DNA binding. Gene Ontology annotation, cellular component: nucleosome. Gene Ontology annotation, biological process: nucleosome assembly. Lineage: Eukaryota; Metazoa; Chordata; Mammalia; Eulipotyphla; Soricidae. The coding region runs from base 295 to 606 and encodes 103 amino acids. The record is from RefSeq and is a predicted model, not a curated record.